UACAGGAAAUAUUUGUUUUUUUUCUAAAAGCCUAUAUCAGUUGUAGAAACACAUCCAUAUUCAUGUAACAAUUACAAUGAUAUUAAUGAAUGUGUUAAUUUCUCACUAUUUCAUUUUUUUUCUAUUGUAAUGUCGUUUAAUUUGUUAACCUUCCUACACAACGGAUAUUAUGAAUGUAUAACUGAUAACUACUAAUUUUAACACAACAAAGUACUAUAAGGUUGUAUAAUGCACUUUAUAACACAAGUUGUUUUGGAUCCUGGAUGGUGAUUGGUUGAUAGCAGAGAGUUCAAAUCAAACGUUAUUUGUCACAUGCGCCGAAUUCAACCUUACAGUGAAAUGCUUACAUAUAAGCCCUUAACCAACAAUGUAGUUAAAAAUAAAUAAAUAAAUAAAAGUAUACUAAUAACUAAAGAGCAGCAGUAAAAUAACAAUAACGAGGCUAUAUAUAGGGGUACCGGUUAGUUGAGGCAAUUGAGGUAAUAUAUAGAUGUAGGUAGAGUUAUUAAAGAGACUAUGCAUAGAUAAUAACAGAGAGUAGCAGCAGCGUAUGGGGGGGGGGGGCAAUGCAAAUAGUCUGGGUAGCCAUUUUAUUUGAUGUUCAGGAGUCUUAUGGUUUGGGGGUAGGUGUUUAGAAGCCUCUAGGACCUAGACUUGGCGCUCCGGUACCGCUUGCCGUGCACCACAGUACCCGGGGUAUGCCUGUUAACAGUUUCAUUUGAAUUGUCCCAGUUUGAAUUACUCCGCUCCGUGUCCGGCCAUAGAACAGCCUUUAAUGGGGAGUUUUCACACGACAAUCCCCAGGUUCUCAUUGCUUAACUGUGCAUUUAUACGCCGUAUAUCGUCCUCGUGGAUCGUGGCCUACUGCUGCUGGGGAAAAGCACCUAAUACACUAUGUUUUAACUUUACUUUUUCAAAAUCAGUAGAUGAGGGCCAGCCACGUCGGAGAACAUGGAGCUCAGAACUUCCUCCUAACAUGUCCACUAGGACCAGGAUAGUGCUGGUGGGGAAGACUGGUGCCGGGAAGAGUUCUUCAGCCAACACCAUUCUGGGGAGAGAUGCCUUCAGAUCAGCUUGUCGUAUGUCAUCUGUCACCAAAGAGUGUUCUAAAGAGACAGGAGAGGUGGGAGACAGACAGGUCACCAUAGUCGACACACCUGGUCUAUUUGACACAAAUCUGCCUGAAUUGACAGUGAAGAGAGAGAUAGCCAAGUGUGUCAACAUGUCAGCACCUGGUCCCCAUGCCAUCAUAGUUGUCAUUAAACUAGGUCCCAUCACCAGAGAGGAGAUGAGCACAGUACAGAAAGUUGAGGAAAUGUUUGGGAAAGAUGCAGAGAAGCACACCAUGAUCCUUUUUACCUGUGCUGAAGGAGGGAUUGAGAAAAUGUUGGAAGAGGCAAAUGAGGAAUUCAGGAAAAUUCUGCGGAGGUUAGGGAAUAGAUAUCAUGUUUUCAACAAUAUGGAAAAAAGUGACCGUACCCAAGUGCUGGAACUCUUUGACAAGAUAGAUGAAAUGAUUAAGGCAAAUCAGAGUAGCUACUACACAAAUUACACAUAUCAACAGGUAGUCGAAAUGCUUGCUGAUAGGGAAAGGAAGGUCAGGGAUAUCUUUGAGAAGAAAAUGCAGGAAAAGGUGGCGUCAUUACUAGCUAAAUACGAGGAAGCUUUGAGAGCACUGCUGUUUGAAAAUCUAACUCUUGAGGAGACGGUCCUGGAGAAGGAAAACAGAAUCAGAGAGCUGGAGAGAAAGCUUAGGAUCAAUAGAGACAGGGACCUGAAAGAGACAAAGCGCUACUUUGCUGCUUUACAAAAAGAUGUACCACAGCUUAUUGAACAGAUCCCAGAUUUUGAGAAUUUAGAGGGUUCGAUUAAGCAAUAUGCAUAGAAGUUGCCUAAAUCUGGAAACUAAUGGAUUGAUUGAUUUUAGUAUUUAGCAUUUUAUCCCCAAUUGGAUCCCCAAUUAGCCGCUGCCAGAAAUACAUAAUAUACAUAACUAUGGCUGUUACGGUGACUAGGCAGUUACGGGUAAUGGCCACAGUCAAAUUCCACAUGACCGUUUAGUCACGGUAAUUAGUCUUCUCCAAGCUCUGGUGCUGCUGCUUGUCAUUAGUAGUCUACCAAACUUGCUAACUGCCUUGUUCUCAGCACUCUAUUGUCCCUCUAAUCACUCUGACAUCAAUACAAAUGUAAUGGAAAAUCUAAUCAAACACUUCAUGGGAGCUCAUGUUGCUCAACAUUUCUAUAGGAUAUGCAAUUGCGUGAGAAAACAGAGUGAUGGCCUCUAUCAAAAAAGAGGAGGAUCCCAUCAGCUCUCUAUACAGUAGGCCUACUGUAUUUAUUUCUUAACUUCUUUCCUAAUAUUAAGCACAUUGCUUCUCUUUACAACAGGAGUAUAGCCUACCUGGCUGGCAUGAAAAUGAACCACGGGGAAAAGCGGCCUCCAUUCGCUAUUUAAGUGCGUAGAUGACAUAUAUUUAUUCCCCUUGUUUCGAUUCAGGUGCCUGAUAAUGGUCCAUUCUAAAUCAAAAUACAUUUCACACAUAUAUCAUUUAGUAUAUGUAAAGAUAAGAUUAAAUCAAGAAUAGUCUGAUGGGUGACAAUAUUAGCCUGUCACAUGUGAAUGGUGUAUUAUCACUUGAUGCCCAGCUUGUGUUCAGUAAGGCAAGAAACAGAGCAUGCCUUUUUUUUUCGACAAAUCAUAGUUGCAUACCUCAUGUAGCCUAGCCCACAGGCCUAUAUGCUCUGAUAAGAUUUGUAUCACAACUAAGUGUCCAAACAACUUCUUAAAAUUAAGCAUAUUAAAUCAGCUUUACAAGGGGCGUAGAGACUAACUGGCAUAUAUACGCAGCAUGUGAGUUUCAAGUUUGGGGAAGAUAAUUUUCACCAUAAAUAAAUGCACCUUUAUAAUAAAUGCAUUAUCUGCAUCAUUACGUUUGUGGUCACUGAUGAUAAUAGUGUUUUCCUGCUAAUGGAACAUUCACUCUUAUAUCCUACUACCAUGUGCGCAUCGCUUAUAAUGUGAAGAAACUAAUAGUUUAUCAACAUUUUAUGCUAAACGUUCUGAUCUGUUGCAUCGGCCACAUUGCGUAAUUUUUUGUUGUUGUUGAUGCUAGUGGUUGUAUUAAUUUGGGAUCUAUCGCAUUCCACAACUGUCCCAGACUAUGUUUGCAAUAUGUCUUUCUCGCACAGAAGGACAAGUUGACCAAUGGAAUAGGUCGACUUUUGUACUAUGGGUGUUAGUAGAUUGACAUAGGCUAGAGCUUUUGCUGUUUGUUUGGCCUACUCAUCUUGUUGGCUGACGAAAGUAAAUGUGCACAGUUCUUCCAAUAUCUUCAAUAUGCACCUCGGAAUUGGAUAAGGAGGACGUGUGCAGUUGUGUCACCGAUGUGUCUGUCUUCACUUGUAGCCUACUUCUUAGGUGAGAUGCCUAUGAGAAGGACAUGAUCACGUGAUUGGCUAAUAAAAAUGUAGAUAUCUGAGAGAGCCAUGUGAGUGAGAGGUGCUUUGGAACACAGUGAUUGGCAGCCGGAAGAUUAUAAUAUAAUAUAAUAAAUGAUAAAGAUUAUAAUAUUCAGCCCAAGGGCACAACGGCCACUGGCCACAAAAGACAUGGAUUUGGGGGCGUUACGGCCACACGAGGGAUUCUGCCAGGAAAUUGUCAAAUUGUGAAUGAGAGACUGAUGAAGUGUGUGCAGCCUGUGCAAAAAACAAUGAGGAUUUUUACUCAUUACACACGUCAGAUCAACAAAUAUUUUUCACAUCUUCGACAUAGGAAUCACUACAAAACCUAUUUUAUGAUCACAUAUACGCAAUUUUAGGUCCAGUCUUUGCAACUUUGGUUUUCCUAGACAUGGAUAUUAUAUUAUGAUCACUACAUCUGAUGGAUCUGAAUAAUCUUUACAGGAAUGUGGUUCUGAAUAUAAACAGAAACACCUCCACCUUUGACAUUUCUGUCUUUUCUGUAAAUGUUAUAACCUGUUGUACCUGUUGUACCUGUUCACUGACUCUGAAGGAGAACAACUCAGUGGUCUAUAGGAGCUUCCUACUAAGGCUGUGACAGUCAUGACAUUUUGUCAGCCGGUUAUUGCCAUGCAAAAUGCCUCAGGCUGCACAGCUUUGUAAUAAUCAUUCAUGCAAGUAUGGUUUACUGUACUGGUAUGUAUAUAUUGUUUUUUAGGGUAUACUUUUUCAUAUACUGUAUUUUGUAAAUAUAUGACUGUAAUGAGGACCACAUUGGUUAUAACUGUUUUAUAAUGUUUGAGCACAAAUGUAUUGUUGUACAUUGUCUCUUUAUACCAAAAUACAAAUGAAUAAAACAGACAAGUUACUCUG
Molecule: messenger RNA, 4332 nt
Organism: Salvelinus fontinalis (brook trout)
Lineage: Eukaryota; Metazoa; Chordata; Actinopteri; Salmoniformes; Salmonidae
Product: GTPase IMAP family member 7-like
Exons: 2
Coding region: 776-1885 (369 amino acids)
Molecular function (GO): GTP binding
Source: RefSeq, a predicted model, not a curated record